UACCAGAACAGGUUUUUAGGCCUGGCUGCCAUGGCAUCUCCAUCUAGAAACUCCCAGAGCCGACGCCGGUGCAAAGAGCCCCUCCGGUACAGCUAUAACCCAGACCAAUUCCACAACAUAGACAUCAGAAAUGGUGCCCAUGAUGGCAUCACCAUCCCUCGCUCCACCAGUGACACUGACCUGGUCACUUCAGACAGCCGCUCUACACUCAUGGUCAGCAGUUCCUACUAUUCUAUAGGGCACUCCCAGGAUUUGGUAAUCCACUGGGACAUCAAGGAAGAAGUGGAUGCUGGAGAUUGGAUUGGCAUGUACCUUAUUGGUGAGGUCUCAUCUGAAAACUUUCUGGAUUAUAAGAACCGUGGAGUCAAUGGUUCUCACAGAGGCCAGAUCAUUUGGAAGAUUGAUGCCAGCUCUUACUUUGUGGAAUCUGAAACUAAGAUCUGCUUCAAAUACUACCAUGGAGUAAGUGGAGCCCUGAGAGCUACAACCCCCAGUGUCACUGUCAAGAACUCAGCAGCCCCUCAUUUCAGUUUCGUGUCUCUGCCAACUGAUGUGCUAGAAAUUGAAGUGAAGGACAAGUUUGCCAAGAGUCGUCCCAUCAUCAAGCGUUUCUUGGGAAAGCUGUCAAUGCCUGUUCAGAGGCUGCUGGAGAGACACGCCAUAGGGGAUAGGGUGGUCAGCUACACACUUGGCCGCAGGCUUCCAACUGACCAUGUGAGUGGACAGCUGCAAUUCCGAUUUGAGAUCACAUCCUCCAUCCAUGCAGAUGAUGAAGAGGUCUCUCUGAGUGCUGAGCCUGAGUCAGCAGAAAUGCAAGACAGUGUCAUGAAUAGCCAUGGGGAGUCUCCUGGUGAUGCUGCAGAAGUCUGCAAAGACUCGAAGCCAGAGUCACCAAGUGUAGGGAAUGGAGUAAACAGCUCAGAAAACCAAAACCAGGAGUAUGCCGGGACAGGUGAGGAAGCUGCAAGUGCUAUGGAGACCAGAGAUGGUGGCAAGUUCUCUGAAGGACCCGAAGAGGCUGGGGAGCUUCAGGACCAAGAGCAACAUGACACCCAGCCCACUCUGAGUGCAGAAGAAGUGGCAGAGGGACUUCCCCUGGAUGAGGACUGGCCACCCUCGCUGUUGCCAGAAGAGAGUACAGCUCUAGGUAGCAAGGUAGAAGAGGAAACAGUACCCGAAAAUGGAGCCAGAGAGGAAGAGAUGCAGGAGAAGGGGAAAGAUGAGGAGGAGGAAGAAGAGGAUGUUUCUACCCUGGAGCAAGGAGAGCCUGGACUGGAGCUGAGGGCCUCCGUGAGAAAAAAAAGCAGACCAUGUUCCCUACCUGUAUCUGAGCUUGAGACAGUGAUUGCAUCUGCCUGUGGAGAUGCUGAGACCCCAAGGACCCAUUACAUCCGCAUCCAUACCCUGCUGCACAGCAUGCCCUCGGCCCAGAGAGGAAGCACCACAGAGGAGGAAGAUGGAUUGGAGGAGGAAUCCACCCUCAAGGAGUCCUCUGAAAAGGAUGGGCUCAGUGAGGUGGACACAAUAGCUGCUGACCCACAGUCCAUGGAAGAUGGAGAGAACGAUGGGGCUACUCUAUGCAUGGCACCCUCUGACUGUUCUCGGGGCCAUUUCUCCGGUUUAUCCAAAAGCAUUGGCGCUGGCCAAGAUGGCGAAGCUCACCCCAGCACUGGGAGUGAGAGUGACUCCAGCCCCCAGCAGGGAGCAGAUCACAGUUGCGAGGGUUGUGACGCCUCAUGCUGCAGCCCCUCAUGCUAUAGCACAUCCUGCUACAGCAGCUCCUGUUACAGCAGCUCCUGUUACAGCAGCUCCUGCUACAAUGGCAACAAUCGGUUUGCCAGCCACACACGCUUCUCCUCUGUGGACAGCGCCAAGAUCUCUGAGAGCACAGUCUUUUCUUCACAAGAAGAUGAGGAGGAGGAAAACAGCGCAUUCGAGUCGGUACCUGACUCGGUGCAGAGCCCAGAACUAGAUCCCGAGUCUACAAAUGGGGCUGGGCCUUGGCAGGAUGAACUGGCUGCUGGUGGGAAUGGAGCAAGAACUACUGAAGGUCUGGAGUCCCCCAUGGCAGGUCCUAGCAAUAGGAGAGAAGGUGAAUGUCCUAUACUCCAUAAUUCCCAGCCAAUAAGCCAGCUUCCUUCCUUGAGGCCUGAACAUCAUCACUACCCAACAAUCGAUGAGCCUCUUCCACCAAACUGGGAAGCUCGAAUCGACAGCCAUGGACGGGUCUUUUAUGUGGACCAUGUAAAUCGCACAACCACCUGGCAGCGACCAACAAUGGCCCCUACCCCAGAUGGAAUGAUCAGAUCCGGGUCUAUCCACCAGAUGGAGCAGCUUAACAGAAGGUAUCAAAACAUCCAGAGAACUAUUGCAACAGAGAGACCUGAAGAAGAUUCUGGCAACCAAAGCUGUGAGCAAAUACCAGAUGGAGGAGGAGGAGGUGGAGGGAGUGACUCAGAAGCAGAAUCUUCCCAAUCAAGCUUAGAUCUGAGGAGAGAAGGGUCACUUUCUCCUGUCAACUCACAGAAGGUCACUUUGCUGCUGCAGUCUCCAGCGGUCAAGUUCAUCACCAACCCUGAGUUCUUCACUGUGCUGCAUGCCAAUUAUAGUGCCUACAGGGUUUUUACAAGUAGCACUUGCCUGAAGCAUAUGAUUUUGAAAGUCCGACGAGAUGCUCGCAAUUUUGAGCGCUACCAGCACAACCGGGACCUGGUGAACUUCAUCAACAUGUUUGCAGAUACUCGGCUGGAACUGCCCCGGGGUUGGGAGAUCAAAACUGAUCAUCAGGGAAAGUCUUUCUUCGUGGACCACAACAGUCGAGCUACUACUUUCAUUGAUCCCCGAAUCCCUCUUCAGAAUGGCCGUCUUCCCAAUCAUCUGACCCACCGACAGCACCUCCAGAGGCUCCGGAGUUACAGUGCUGGAGAGGCCUCAGAAGUCUCUAGAAACAGAGGAGCAUCUUUGCUGGCCAGGCCAGGGCACAGCCUAAUAGCUGCUAUUCGAAGCCAACAUCAACAUGAGUCCUUGCCACUGGCAUACAAUGACAAGAUUGUGGCAUUUCUUCGCCAGCCAAACAUUUUUGAAAUGCUGCAAGAACGUCAGCCAAGCUUGGCAAGAAACCAUACACUCAGGGAGAAAAUCCAUUAUAUUCGGACAGAGGGCAAUCAUGGGCUUGAGAAAUUGUCCUGUGAUGCAGAUCUAGUCAUUUUGCUGAGUCUCUUUGAAGAAGAGAUCAUGUCCUAUGUCCCCCUGCAAUCUGCCUUCCACCCUGGAUAUAGCUUCUCUCCCCGCUGUUCACCCUGUUCUUCACCCCAGAACUCCCCAGGUUUACAGAGAGCCAGCGCAAGAGCCCCUUCACCUUACCGAAGGGAUUUUGAAGCUAAGCUCCGCAAUUUCUACCGAAAACUGGAAGCCAAAGGAUUUGGACAGGGUCCGGGUAAAAUUAAGCUCAUCAUCCGUCGAGAUCACUUGUUGGAGGGGACCUUCAAUCAGGUGAUGGCAUACUCCCGGAAGGAGCUCCAGAGAAACAAGCUCUACAUCACCUUUGUUGGAGAGGAGGGCUUGGACUACAGCGGCCCUUCUCGAGAGUUCUUCUUCCUGUUGUCUCAGGAGCUCUUCAACCCUUACUAUGGACUCUUUGAGUAUUCUGCGAAUGACACUUACACAGUACAGAUCAGCCCGAUGUCGGCAUUUGUAGAAAACUAUCUUGAAUGGUUUAGAUUCAGUGGUCGUAUCCUGGGCCUAGCUCUGAUCCAUCAGUACCUUCUGGAUGCUUUCUUCACAAGACCCUUCUAUAAGGGACUCCUGAAGCUACCAUGUGAUCUGAGUGACCUAGAAUAUUUGGAUGAGGAAUUCCACCAGAGUUUACAGUGGAUGAAGGACAACAACAUCACAGACAUUCUCGAUCUCACUUUCACUGUUAAUGAAGAAGUUUUUGGACAGGUAACAGAAAGAGAGUUGAAGUCUGGAGGUGCUAACACGCAGGUGACCGAGAAGAACAAGAAGGAGUACAUAGAGAGGAUGGUGAAGUGGCGCGUGGAGCGUGGUGUGGUGCAGCAGACCGAGGCGUUGGUCAGGGGUUUCUAUGAGGUUGUAGACUCAAGGCUCGUCUCAGUGUUUGAUGCGAGGGAGCUGGAGCUGGUGAUCGCUGGAACUGCGGAAAUCGACCUGAAUGACUGGAGGAAUAACACUGAGUACCGGGGAGGUUAUCAUGAUGGCCACCUUGUGAUCCGCUGGUUCUGGGCUGCAGUGGAACGCUUCAAUAAUGAGCAGAGAUUGAGAUUACUUCAGUUUGUGACAGGAACGUCAAGUGUGCCCUAUGAAGGCUUUGCAGCUCUGCGGGGAAGCAAUGGACUUCGACGUUUCUGCAUAGAGAAAUGGGGGAAGAUUACAUCUCUCCCCAGGGCACAUACAUGUUUCAACCGAUUGGAUCUCCCACCAUAUCCUUCAUAUUCCAUGUUGUAUGAAAAGCUGUUAACAGCAGUAGAAGAAACCAGCACCUUUGGACUUGAGUAAAGACGUGGAACUUCGCCUGAUAUUGUCCUGAACAGUGACACCACCCUUUCUGGGAUGACU
Messenger RNA from Grammomys surdaster, 4575 nucleotides. RefSeq names its product HECT, C2 and WW domain containing E3 ubiquitin protein ligase 1 (gene Hecw1). Gene Ontology annotation, biological process: regulation of dendrite morphogenesis. Gene Ontology annotation, molecular function: ubiquitin-protein transferase activity; protein binding. NCBI's taxonomy places the organism in Eukaryota, Metazoa, Chordata, Mammalia, Rodentia, Muridae. The coding region runs from base 31 to 4515 and encodes 1494 amino acids. The record is from RefSeq and is a predicted model, not a curated record. The transcript is spliced from 25 exons.